Molecule: messenger RNA, 3717 nt
Organism: Chenopodium quinoa (quinoa)
Lineage: Eukaryota; Viridiplantae; Streptophyta; Magnoliopsida; Caryophyllales; Amaranthaceae
Product: valine--tRNA ligase, mitochondrial 1-like
Exons: 21
Coding region: 226-3450 (1074 amino acids)
Biological process (GO): valyl-tRNA aminoacylation
Cellular component (GO): cytosol
Molecular function (GO): ATP binding; aminoacyl-tRNA deacylase activity; valine-tRNA ligase activity
Source: RefSeq, a predicted model, not a curated record
AAAGGUAUUGAGUUUUUUAGGAAUUAUGUAUAAAAAAAAAAAAGUUUUAGGAAUUACAGUAAACUAAUCUCAAACGGUUAAAAAAAAAAAAAAAAAAAAAAACAAAAUCCCCUUGAAGCCCUAGUUGUCCUUCUCUUUCAGUUUUUUCCACUCCAUUGAGGCGCCUUCUGAUAUUCAAUCCUCCACUGAAGCAGCUCCUGAGGUUUUUGUUUGUACAAUCUUCUAAUGUCAGGACGGAACCUUGAAAAUGAAAGUUCUUGCCCUGGCUCAGGGACGGGCCCGGUCCUUUCGGCCGAAGAGCUCGAGAGGAAAAAGAAAAAGGAAGAGAAGGCAAAAGAAAAAGAAUUAAAAAAACAGAAGGCAGCGCUUAAAGCACAAGCUGCCAAACUUCAGACACAACAAGCAAGUAACACCUCUAAGAAGACCGAAAAGAAGAACUUAAAGAAGGAUGCUAAGGAAGAGGAUCCUGUGAGUUUUUUAGAUCCGGAGACGUCACUUGGUGAGAAGAAGCAGCUUUCGAGUUUAAUGGCAAAGCAGUAUUCUCCUGCUGUAGUGGAGAAAUCAUGGUAUGAUUGGUGGGAAAACUCUGGCUUCUUUGUGGCAGAGUCUAAUAGCUCAAAACCACCUUUUGUGAUUGUUCUUCCACCGCCAAAUGUGACAGGGGCGCUUCAUAUUGGUCAUGCUCUUACUGGUGCAAUUGAGGACACAAUUAUUCGCUGGCGGAGAAUGUCUGGCUACAAUACAUUGUGGGUUCCUGGAAUGGAUCAUGCCGGGAUAGCAACACAGGUGGUUGUCGAAAAAAAGAUAAUGCGUGAAAGAAAGCUUACCAGGCAUGAUCUUGGCCGAGAAAUGUUUGUUUCAGAAGUUUGGAAUUGGAAAAAUGAGUAUGGUGGCAAAAUCUUGAAGCAGCAGCGUCGCCUUGGUGCAUCGUUGGAUUGGUCCAGAGAGUGUUUCACAAUGGAUGAGAAACGAUCAAAGGCAGUGACGGAAGCAUUUGUGAGGCUGUACAAUGAGGGUCUUAUCUAUAGGGAUCUACGAUUGGUAAACUGGGAUUGUGUGUUGAGAACUGCAAUAUCUGAUAUUGAGGUGGACUACGUUGAUCUAAAAGGAAGAGAAGUGAGAAAAGUUCCUGGAUACGAAGAUCCUGUAGAAUUUGGUGUCUUGACAUCAUUUGCUUAUCCAUUAGAAGAUAAUCUUGGUGAGAUUGUUGUUGCCACUACUAGAGUGGAAACAAUGUUGGGUGAUACAGCAAUUGCUGUACAUCCUGAUGAUAGCAGGUAUAAGCAUUUGCAUGGCAAAGUGGCCAUACAUCCUUUUAAUGGAAGAAGAAUCCCAAUUGUUUGUGAUGCAAUACUUGUUGAUCCAGCAUUUGGGACUGGUGCUGUCAAGAUCACGCCUGCCCAUGAUCCUAAUGAUUUUGAGGUUGGGAAACGUCACCAACUAGAGUUCAUUAACAUCUUCACUGAUGAUGGGAACAUAAACAGCAAUGGGGGCCCAGAAUUUGCAGGGUUGCCACGAUUUAAAGCUCGUGUAGCUAUAACCAAAGCACUGGAAGAGAAGGGUUUAUAUAGAGGUGCUAAGGACAAUGAGAUGCGUCUUGGAAUUUGUUCAAGAAGUAAUGAUGUUGUGGAACCAUUGAUAAAGCCUCAGUGGUAUGUCAACUGCAGUUCUAUGGCUAAGGAUGCCCUUGAUGCUAUUAUUGAUAAUGAUAACAGAAAGAUUGAGAUCAUCCCAAAAACCUAUGAAGCUGAUUGGAAAAGAUGGCUUGAAAAUAUUCGAGACUGGUGCAUCUCUAGGCAACUUUGGUGGGGCCACCGCAUACCUGCUUGGUAUGUUACAUUGGAGAAAGAUGAACUGAAGGAACUGGGUGCUUAUAAUGACCAUUGGGUGGUCUGUCGAAGUGAAGAAGAGGCACAAGCUGCGGCUACCAGAAAAUUUGCGGGGCAGAAGUUUCAGAUUACUCAAGAUCCUGAUGUCCUGGAUACUUGGUUCUCCUCUGGUCUCUUCCCGUUGUCUGUUUUGGGCUGGCCAGAUGAGACCGAUGAUUUGAAGAAUUUUUAUCCAACUUCAGUUCUUGAAACUGGACAUGACAUUCUUUUUUUCUGGGUCGCCCGGAUGGUAAUGUUGGGGAUGAAACUUGGAGGGGAUGUACCUUUUAGAAAGGUUUAUCUUCAUCCCAUGAUCCGUGAUGCACAUGGGCGUAAGAUGUCAAAAUCAUUAGGGAAUGUUGUGGACCCUCUUGAGGUUAUAAAUGGGAUCUCUCUAGAAGAUCUUCAGAAGAGACUGGAGGAAGGAAACUUGGAUCCCAGUGAGCUUUCCAGAGCCAAAGAUGUACAGAAGAGAGACUUUCCAAAUGGCAUUCCAGAAUGUGGUGCUGAUGCUCUUCGCUUUGCUCUUGUUUCAUAUACUGCUCAGUCUGAUAAAAUAAAUCUAGAUAUUCAACGGGUUGUUGGGUACCGUCAAUGGUGCAAUAAACUGUGGAACGCUAUCAGGUUUGCUAUGAGCAAACUUGGAGAUGAUUACUCUCCUCCAACCAGUAUAGAUCCCAACGUCAUGCCAUUCAGUUGCCAGUGGAUACUCUCUGUCCUGAACAAGGCUGUUGCUAAAACUGUAUCAUCUCUUGAGGCAUAUGAGUUCUCUGAUGCUGCUACUACUGUGUAUUCAUGGUGGCAAUUCCAGCUCUGUGAUGUUUUUAUAGAAGUAAUCAAACCCUAUUUUGCCGGCAAUGUGGAGUCAUUUGCAGCUGCAAGAGGUUAUGCUCGUGAUGCAUUAUGGGUUUGCCUUGACAGUGGGCUUCGACUGUUACAUCCAUUUAUGCCAUUUGUGACAGAAGAAUUAUGGCAGAGGCUUCCUCAACCAAGAGAUGCUAUAAGGAAGGAAUCUAUUGUGAUAAGCGAGUAUCCUUCUGUCAUACAGUCCUGGACCAAUGAGAGUGUCGAGCAGGAGAUGGAGCUGACCGAGCUUGUUGUAAAAUCUCUGAGGAGUCUUAAGUCAUUAUUACCUGCUAAAGAAAGACAUGAAAAGAGACAAGCUUUUGCAAUUUGCCUGAAUGAAGAAGUUGCAAACAAUGUUCGGAGUCAUGAGUUGGAAAUUUUAACACUUGCUGGUCUGUCAUCUUUAAAGAUUGUGAAUGAGAAUGAAGCUGCUCUUGCCAGAUGUUCACGAGACGUUGUAAAUGCAUACAUCAGUGUUUAUCUCGAGCUUAAAGGAACAAUUAAUGCAGAAGUAGAGCGCGAGAAGUUGAGUAAGAAGAUGGAGGAAACAAAGAGGCAAAAAGAGGCUCUGGAAAAGAUGAUGGAUGCCUCUGGAUACAAAGAGAAGGUACGGCCUCAACUCCACGAGGAAAAUAUGGAAAAAUUGACCAAACUUGUCCAAGAGGUCUUGUCGCUUGAAAAGGCAAGCGAGCAUCUUGAAAAAGAUAUCGCUGCCCAAGCAGCUAUGAAGAAAUAGAGGGAAAUACAGAGCUGAUUUUAUUUCAGAUUUAUAUUAUGCAUUAUUCCAAUUAUUGUUACUUACAUGGAAGCAAUGUAUCAAUGAUUCAGGAAGUUAAACACUUAAACAUUGUACUCUUUUGUGAUCAUAAGGUCAAAUUUUGUUAACAUUUUAUAUGAUGGCAGUUGUUUUCCCCCUCAUUUAGAAAUGAGCUUGAAGCGUUGUGUGAUCAGACGACAUUACACAUUAUUGAUUGGAAUCUGCAAUUUGUUACAAGUAUACCUA